Messenger RNA from Xiphophorus hellerii (green swordtail), 3087 nucleotides. RefSeq names its product carbohydrate sulfotransferase 6-like. The record is from RefSeq and is a predicted model, not a curated record. Lineage: Eukaryota; Metazoa; Chordata; Actinopteri; Cyprinodontiformes; Poeciliidae. Gene Ontology annotation, cellular component: Golgi membrane. Gene Ontology annotation, molecular function: N-acetylglucosamine 6-O-sulfotransferase activity. The transcript has a single exon. Bases 46 to 1206 code for a protein of 386 amino acids. Gene Ontology annotation, biological process: N-acetylglucosamine metabolic process; carbohydrate metabolic process; sulfur compound metabolic process.
CACGGCGACCUCAGAUCAACUGAGACCUGAAAUUAAGUUGCAGCAAUGGGUCGCCAGAACAGAUUCCACCCCCAAACCGUGACCCUGAUCAUCUUGUACGGGGCGGCGGUGGUUCUCCUUUGCAGCUGGUUCGUUCACUUGGACCCUUCCAACUUCGCUCCCGCAGGCCCCAAAGUUCACAUUUUGCUGCUGUCCUCGUGGCGGUCGGGUUCAUCCUUUCUGGGUCAGGUUUUCAGUCAGCACCCGUCCGUUUUCUACCUCUCAGAGCCCGCUUGGCACGUUUGGACCAAAAAGCCGACGUCUGGCGCGCAGGCUCACCGAAUAGCAGUGAGGAAUCUCUUAUGGCAUUUAUACCGGUGUGACUUUUCAGUGAUGGGUUCCUACCUUUCAGAGAAACGCAGCGUGUCCUCCAUGUUCAUGUGGACUCAGAGUCGGGCACUGUGCUCGCCUCCAGCCUGUCCCCUUACGGCCACCAAUGAGAUUCAGUGCCGCCAGAUAUGCCAUGCUCAGGACUUGAAGAAAGUGGAGGAAACCUGUCGUGCAUACUCUCAUCUCGUCAUUAAAGAAGUACGAUUCUUUGAGCUGGAAUCCCUUUAUCCCCUUCUGCAAGACCCAAACCUGGACCUCCGCAUCGUUCAUCUUGUUCGAGACCCGCGGGCCGUGAUACGGUCGAGAGAGGGGUCAGCCAAAAAGUUGAGGAGGGACAACGCCAUCAUUCUGGAGCACCGAAAUGUACCAGCGGCUGAGAAGAACUACGAAGUGAUGCAGGAGAUCUGCAGGAGCCACGUACGCAUCAAUGAAAGAGCAAUCCUGAAGCCACCUCCGUUUCUGAAAGGUCGCUACAAAAUGAUUCGGUAUGAAGACGUGGCACGCAACCCGCUGAAGGAGAUGAACGACAUUUAUAAGUUUGUAGGCUUGAAGAUAACUAGACAAAUGGAGGAAUGGAUCUACAAGGUGACCCACGGAAAAGGGAAAGGCAGCAAGAAAGAGGCUUUCCAGAUCACCUCUAGGAAUGCCACCGAGGUGUCGCAGGCGUGGCGCACCUUGCUGCAACACAGCAAGGUCAAACGCAUUCAGGAUCUGUGCAAAGGAGCCAUGUCGCUGCUCGGCUACCGGACAGUUGACAGCGAAAAAGAGCAGAAGAGACUCGACAUAGAUCUGCUGGUUCCGCUGGAGUUCAGAUGGAGGUCAACUAAGAAGAAAUGAACCUUGGAUUAUCACCAAAACUGCUCAAAUGCCCCAAUGGCUCUUUAUACACCAAUCAUGUUUUUGCUACAUUUCUGACAACUAGAAACCUUCACACAGUCAAAUGACCUGACAUCUCAUUUGACUGAGUUAUUUAAGCCAGGCGUACUGCAUGUUAUGUUGUCAUGGCAAACCCGCAGCAAAUGCACGGUGGCGCAAACUGUCUAGCCACUAGGAAGGACUUUAUCGUCACAUAGACUGGUAAUUGUCUAUGUGUCUAUGUCCAAGUCAACAGCAACAAUGAUUCUGAUCAGUUUUUAUUUCUUGAGCAAAGUCAAAAAUACAAGGUGCAUGUCGACAAAUGUGAAGCGUUUGAAAAAGUUCAAUAGUUAUUCUCAUUUCAAAGAGAAAACUCAAUAUACUGUAUAUGCAUUUACAAAUAGACUGAAAUAUUUAAAACCUAUUAUUUAUUGUAAUAUCAUGUAAACCAAAUGUUUUAAAUAGAAAAAAACACUUUUGGAAAACAUGCUCAUUUUCAUGCACUGGAUAAUUUGGUUGGGGAUCCUUUUACAUCCGCAUCGUUGACUGCAGAAACUUUAGACUGGAUUGCAAGCAAUGUGGAUCCUGAUUCUCUCUCACUUUUCCUCCAGACCUUAUGACAUUGAAUUACAUUAAAUGCAGAAUUUACUUCCAUCUGAAAAAGGGCUUUGGACACGUUCUUUUUUUCUUUUGUCCACACAAGACUCUUCUUCUGUUGUCUCUGGUUCAGGAGUGGCUUGACACAAGAAAUGUGAAAUUUGGGUUACAGCCUCAGUCCGCUCCUUGAGAAGCUCCCGCAAAAUACGUUGUGAAUAACCACUUGUCUCUCUUGGAUAAAAAAGAAGCUCCUACCAAAGUUCCCAUAGGAAUAUUUUGUGUCAACAUAUUUUCUGCAAUUCUUUUCAACUGUAGUUCUCGCAAUACAUAUAGGCAGAAUAUUCACAAAUUUACUGAAAUAUGAACCAGUUAUGUGCCAGUUUUAAUGCCUGAGGUCAUUUUCAUGAAAAGAAAAAAAAAACAGGAAAAGAAAACCUAGAUUUUAGCAUCAACAUUGAAUCUGAUCACUUUUUCUGUUUUGUCUUUAAAACGCUCUCAGAAGGAAUAUUUAUUUCUCAUCCUACACAUUGAAAAAUAGUAAAUUUACACCAUAAAAUAUACAGCACAUGAAAAGUGUCUUCAAAGGGAAGAAAAAGCAUUGACAUGAUUUCAGCAUAAGGAAAUGAAAACAGAUAUUAAAAAAGAAAACAAAUUGCUGUACCAGUGCAUUCACAAUAUGCAUGUUGAGUUUGGAGUCAAAGGCUGAAUAAGAAGUCAGAGGGACGAAGAUUGCAACAUUUAGUUUGAAAUAAAUAUGUAAAACCUAACAGGAAACAAUACGGCAAGUAAAAAUUUACCCAGAAUUUACAACCUGUCAGAACUUUACAGAAUUAGGAUUAAACCUUUUCUUAGGCUUUCAGCUGCACAGAGUUGAGUGUCAUACGUUGUAUGACUGUUAAACCUCCAACAAUACAACAUUUAAUGUGGUUUUACUGGAGUGAAAACUGUAUCAAGGGCAUAAAAUUGACCAAAAUCUAAAUUAUUCAACAUAAAUAACUAAAUAAUUGAAUUAAUAAGUGGAAAAGAACAUUUUGAUUUUACUUCCUUAUUUCACAGUCAGCAUUAUUUUAGGGAUUCACAGAGGAGGGUCAAAGUCCAGGACGCACAGAUCUACUCACAGGAAAACCAAUGAAACCACUGAGUGAAUUAAUAAACAAAUAAUAAAAUAGAAAUCCAAGAAAAAUAGUCAAUAAAAGGCACAAUAAAGAACAAAAUCACAAAUUUAUACUGUACCUAAAGGUAAUUUGGGACCAUUAAGGAAAAAAU